GCUAAAUAAAAUACCGUCGAUUCCAGGGCCGAACAGCAGCAGCCAUCCCUCACUUGCCCCAGUCGCCGUUGCCCGUCUGUCGUCCAUCUGUCUCCCUCUGCAGAUCCAGGUUGUCCUCUCCAGACCAGCUGCAUCGAACAGCGCUCUCUGUUCUCUUGUCGAGCAGCGCCGCGCGCCCUGGAACGCGCGCGGGCGGUUGUGCUGGCGUCUUGAUUCGGAUCCCAACAUUGCGCGCGGGCGCGAGUGGGCUACCGUAGACGCGGUGCUUACCUAAUAUUUUAUAUAUUUUGUUACUUGUCGACUUGCUAGAAACACGUGUUGUCUUUUUUUUUAUUUUUUAUUUAUUAAAAAAUAAGAAAUAAAAUAAAAAAGACAAAGGAAAUACCCCGGAUACCCCACUUGUUUUAUUCGAAAUCUAAAAUUAUUAAAGGGGGAAAAAGAAUAAAAAAUGAUGGGGUACGGAGGCAAUCCCUAUCAUCCUCAGCAUCAACAACCUCCGCAGCAGCAACAGCAACAACAUCAACAUCAACAUCAUGGCCAUCCUCACCAGUCCCCCUCCACUGGCGCCGCUCCUGCUAUCGCCGCCGGUGCCGUGCCCAACCCCCUCAUCCGCGGUCGCCCCCAACUCGACUUCUCAGCGAGAUCUUCCAAUCCAGCCUCACAGAAGACCACCUCUUCGCCCUCUCCCAGACUGUCCAUGACCGCUGGGCCGGGUAUAUUUGCGGGCGGAGCCAACUUUGGUGCCUUUUCGGGCCAGUAUCCAUCGCAGGCAUCCUCGAAUCUCGUCGGCAGGAACGCUGAGACUGCGGGUCAGUUGAAAGAUCCGUACCUGUCCAUGCAGACGUUGAACAGGAGUGUCAAUCCCAUGUCCAACUUUCGUCCGCAUUUCAUGAUGAACAAUCCCCAGACGGGCCUGUCUCAUGCCCACACCGUCAGCUUGUCGUCGCCGCAGAUGGAUCGCGUGCAGCAGCAACAGCAGCAGCAGCAUUUGCAUUCUCGCGAGAACUCUAACCCUGGUGUAACCAGUGUCAGUGCUAGAAGCAGCCCUGCCAUUGCAGCAGCCGGUCAGGAUCAGCGUCAACCGCAUUUCCCGCAAAAUCAGCAGUUGCACCAGCAACGCCCGUUGUAUCAGCAGAGUCCCCAGCUGCGUCAACAGCAGCAAUCACUUAAUUAUCACGAAAACCCACAGCUGCGUCAACAGCAGCCCAGCUACCAGCCAAGUCCUCGUUUCAACCAGCAGCAACUCAAUUAUCAGCAAAGCCCGCAGCUGCACCAGGCACAGCCGAGUUACAGUCCGGCACAGCAGCAACAACAACGACAGCAGCAGCAGCAGUCGCAGCAGCCACAGCCACAGUACUAUCCCAGUCCACAGCUCCAACAGCACCUUUAUCAAAACCAGCAGCAGAUAAGGCAGCUACAGCCACAGACGCCGCAACAGCCACAUCAGCAACCCCAAAAACAAUUGCAGCAUGAAUCUUCACAGCCACAACAGCAACAGCCCUCGGUACCCCAACCCACAUUCUCUUCCACGGAGAGAACAGCCCAACCCAGUCAACCCACAGAAGCUUCUCAGACUCCAGGAAACGGCACGGUCCAGAAGAGACGGCCUGGCAGACCCCGCAAAGAUCCCAACGCCCCUCCACGUCCUCGCGGACGUCCUAAGAAGUCAAGUGCUACAGCGAAUGGGAAUAAUAAUGGUCAGCCGGCUCCCAUGCCGAGCGUCACGGAUCUUACGACAAUAACAGCGACAACAAAUCCAUCGGAACUGGCGUCGACUUCUAUGACGUCCACUCCUACUAUGGUUGCACCGGAUGGCACAACACCUAAGCGACGUCGCGGACGUCCUCGGAAAUCAGAGACGUCUGGGAUUCCGUCUACGUCCAAGCCACGGAAACCUGCAGCCCCUCGACCACCGGGGGGUACUGGAAGACCUCGCGGACGGCCUAGGAAGAUUAGGGAUCCACCCCCGGGGACUCAGGACGGCCAAAGUCAAAGUCAGGUACAAACACAAGCACAGGCACAGGGACAGACUCAAACGAGUCAGACUCCUGGUCAAGCUUCCCAGGGAUCAGUUCUAGGACAAUCUCAAGGGCAAGCACAGGGGCAAUAUCAAAUCCAACCCGUCCAACCCGUACAAUUCCAAGGACAACACGCACAGCUCCAGGGACAACAACCAGGACAUCUUCAAGUACAACCGGGACAAGUCCAGGGACAUGCAGGACAACAUGGACAGUCAGGACAACCGAAAACGCAACAGCAACCACAAGUACAACAACAAAUGGCUCCCCAAGUCCCUCAGUAUAGCCAACUCCAGCCGCAAAUGCCUCACCUUCAACCCUACGGACAUAUCCAACCACAUACACAACAGCAGCAGCCCCAGACCCAAGUCCAGCCGCAGAAUCAGAUGCAACCGCAUGGAUCCGUCCAUAAUACCCAGGGCGGUCCUGUUCCACCACAAUUCCAAGCCCUUUCAUCCAGCUUCAUGGGUUUGAAUCCGCCCCAGAAACGUCCGUUGUCGAUGUAUACCGAUCCCAGGGGACCAUCUUAUCGGGCGCCUAUGCAGUAGCUGCCUGAGGGUAUUUUUGAAAAAAAAAAAAAAAAAAAAAAAAAAAAAAAAAGUCAAGUAAUACAAACUGCGAAUAAGUGGCAUGCACACCUAUCAUAUCAUAACAGAUGGAAGGAAUGGAAUGGACUAGGAUAAAAAAGGGGUGGUAAUUGUGAAUCUGCUGUUGGCAAUCUGUGUUUCUUUUCUUUCCUUUCCUUUCCUUUAAUUUCGAUUCCUUUCGUUUUCAUUUUCAAUCUGUCUCAGUCUGCAUCCAUAUGCCCAUUUCAUUUGUCACUUUUUUUUUUUUUUCUUUUUAAGCAUUUCAUAUAUCAUACAUAUGCUAAUUCAACUAUUAUCUCGAUGUUGAUACCUACUAACCCCAGUUCAUAUCUAUCCUUACUAAUAUAAUCCUUUUGUACUGUCGGUGUUAUCGUUUUUGUUGUUGUCAUGUAUUGUUCAUAUCUCUGUUAAUCUCUGUUACUUUUCCUUGUCUUCCCUUGUUGUUUCCUUUACUUCUCGACUCCAGUUCUGUCUAUCUAUCUAGCUCGGAUAUCAAUUGUCAAGUGUAUGAAUGAUAUCCUAUUAUAGGCGCUGUAUAGCGAAGCAAAAGCAAGAUUCAGGGCUCCUCGCAGCAUUUUAUGUUGGUGUCAAUGAAGCUAGUUUGGGUUAUCUAUUUGUACAGCAUUGUAUGGUUAAAUAAGUUGCCAAUGCAAUAAUAAUGUAUUGUGACUUGAAGUAAUGGGUAUAAAUAGUCACUGCCUCAAGAACCAACGGCUUACAUAGAAGUAU
Messenger RNA from Monascus purpureus, 3334 nucleotides. NCBI's taxonomy places the organism in Eukaryota, Fungi, Ascomycota, Eurotiomycetes, Eurotiales, Aspergillaceae. The record is from the annotation of a GenBank genome assembly.